AUGGGUUCGGAAGUUGAGGGUAAUUGGGAUAUAAUAAUAACAUCGUUGCAAGAUAUAUGUACAUCAAAUGAGAGCUUAUCAUUUGACUCAAUACAUAAACUCGAUAGGGAUCAGGAUGAACUGCAAUACUACAAAAACCUUUCCCUGGAUGAGCUUACCAAAUUGAAACAAGAUAUAAUCGACCACAAGUCAAAUAUAGGUACAGCGAAACGACUUAUUGAUACAUCGAUGGAAAAUUUGUCACGAUUGAUUGAGUAUUUACAAAAAGAAGACUUGAAAAAGAAACAUCAAAAGGAAAAGGAACAUGAACGUGAGGCUAAAAGCAGUACUAAAAAAGAGGAUGUUGAUGAUGGUGUUGAUGAUUAUGAUGAUGAAAAUGACGCUGAAGAUGACGAGGAAGAUGAAGUGCCCAUUGCGUCAACCAAGAAACGAAGAGCUUCAUCUGCCUCGUCCAAAUCGGGAACACCAAUACCACCAAUACAUCACCGAAGGGGAACUAGUGAGUCUACCAAACCAACCUCAACAUCAAAAGCAACAUCGAAAGCAACGUCUAAAAAAUCAGGUAAAGCCAGUGGAGGCAAAGGCUCAGUUGGCUCAUCUUCUGGUGCUAUUGGAAAGGGCAAAAAGCUAAAGAAAGUUGGUCGAUCAUAUUGGACAUCAAAAUACAAUCCAUCGGAACCCAUCUAUAUCGGAAGCGAAGUUGCAUUCAAACUUCGUAAUCGGAUCAAUGAAUGGAUUCAAUGUGAAGUGGUCAAGAUUAUUGGCGAUGGCAUAAAAUUUGAAAUUAGAGAUCCUGAACCUGAUGAAAAUAACAAUCCUGGACAUACUUUCCGAGCCAAUUAUAAGGAAAUUUUAUUAAUUCCGACCGAAGAAGCUGCUCGUGAUUUGAUUAAUUAUGCUUAUGGUACCAAAGUACUUGCAAGGUAUCCUGAUACUACUACUUACUAUCUGGCUAUUGUUGUGGGGCAUAAAAAAGAUGGUAUUGUGAGAUUGAAGUUUGAUGGAGAAGAGGAAGUAAAUAAGGAAUGUGAGGUUGAAAGAAGGUUUGUAUUGCCACUACCGCUGAAGUAA
Molecule: messenger RNA, 1071 nt
Organism: Lodderomyces parapsilosis
Lineage: Eukaryota; Fungi; Ascomycota; Pichiomycetes; Serinales; Debaryomycetaceae
Exons: 1
Coding region: 1-1071 (356 amino acids)
Cellular component (GO): SAGA complex
Source: RefSeq, a predicted model, not a curated record